This is a messenger RNA of Paramecium sonneborni, 604 nucleotides long. Lineage: Eukaryota; Ciliophora; Oligohymenophorea; Peniculida; Parameciidae. The record is from the annotation of a GenBank genome assembly.
AUGACAUCAAUGUAUAAAAAUCUUGUUUAAAAGAAAAUAAUCUAGAAGAUUAAUAUUAGUUAAUAAAUAUUUCCCACAUUAAAUAUUUUUUGAAGUAUUACUUUUUUUGAAUUCCACAAUACAUGAUAACAACUGGUAAGACGGUAAAAAUUAUUUGAGAUGGAAAAUCAAAGAGAAAAGAUUUAUACAUGAUAAAAAUUUAAAUGAAGAUUAGAAUAAAACUAAAACAGAGGGUAUAUCAAGUAAUUUGAUAAAUUAAAUUAUAUUGUCGAAUUUUGAUAUAAGAAAGAUGAUACAUAAGUAAUAGAAAAAAAUAAUAAUUUAGAUUAACCAUGCUUUAACAUAAGAGGAUCAAAAAAUUAACAGAUUAUUAAGAGAAAAUAACAUCAAAAAUACAAAUCUAAGCUUAUUAUACAGGACAUAGAGUAAGGAAGAGAAAGAUAUAGAAAGAAAGUAAGUAAAUAGAAUUUGUAUACUUGAAGUGUGAUAAGAGAAGGAUAAAAAUAAAAUAAAAGAGAGAGAAAAUAAUUUAGAACUUAUAGAAUUACCUGAAGUAGAUAUGGUUGAUGGAAGCAGGUACAAAGGAUAAUGGAUGAAAGGAUAG